CCGAAGUAGAAAGCCGCCUUUAGCGUUAUGGGGAAAAAGAAGAAUAUUUGUGUCGUUAACCUCAGCCAUAUCUAAUAAAGAAGAAGAGAUUUGUGCACCGAAAGCCAUCGUAUCUUGCGUCAAGGGGCAUCAUUCAAUAAUGGGCAACACAACAUCGAGGAGGUGUUCACAACGAAUCGCAAUGGAGCCUAAAAAGACAACCCUGUUCAAGCAGGAGCAGAAGUGCGGGACGACGUACAGAAUCCCGGCUCUCAUCUACCUCACAGAUGAUCAGGCAUACCUAGCUUUUGCGGAAAAGCGCUCUUCCCCCUGUGACAGCGACGCGAAAAUCCUGGUGAUGCGCAGGGGAACACGCCAGAAUGGAUCCAUUCAGUGGUCACCCUCACAGGAACUGCUUUCAGCUGGUCUGCCUGGCCACCGCACAAUGAACCCUUGUCCAGUCUAUGAAAGGAAGUCCAAAACCCUCUUUCUCUUCUUCAUCUGCGUUCAAAACAAGACGACGGAGCACCAUCAGAUCAUAAUGGGCAAGAACGCCGCCAGGCUGUGUUACAUCUCCAGCAAAGACAGUGGCCUGAGCUGGAGUGAAGUGACGGACCUGACAGACAGCGUGAUUGGUAAGAAGGUCAGAAGGUGGGCCACGUUUGCUGUUGGGCCCGGGCAUGGCAUUCAGAUGGAGAGCGGGAGGCUCAUCAUUCCAGCCUACGUCUACUACGUCCACUGCAAGUGCUUUUGCAUUCCUUUGCCCUGCUCUGUUUGGCCGCAUGCCUUCUCCAUCUACAGCGACGACCGGGGCGAGACAUGGCAGCUGGGCCAGAUCAUUCAGAGGAAGUCCUGCGAGUGCCAAAUGGCCGAGAUUAUCGACCACGAAGGCAGGAGCCACUUGUACUGCAAUGCCCGCAACACCCGUGGUCACAGAGUAGAGGCCUUGAGCGAAACCAGUGGAGUGUACUUUGACAAGCCCCGACUGGCCCCAAAGCUGGUGGAACAGCAACACGGCUGCCAAGGUAGCGUGAUAGGCUUUCCUGUGCCAGAGUCCCCCUCAGAGGAUCAAGACGGCGCCAACACGGAUUACUUAAGAUUUCCCUACUCCUCAGACGCACAGACCUGGCUGCUAUAUUCCCACCCCACCAACAGGAGAAGGAGAAUGGACAUGGGGGUGUACCUCAACAGGUCCCCUUUACACACAUCAGGCUGGGAGCACCCCUGGAUCGUUCACCGUGGUCCCAGCGGCUACUCUGACCUGACCCAGUGUGACGGGAAAGAGCAUUUUGCCUGCCUCAUGGAGUGUGGGAAGAGGAGUGAGCUUGAGGAGAUCGCCUUCGUGGAUUUCCGUCUCAGCGAUGUCAUGGAAGCGAUAGAUGAGAAACUGAAGACACCCUAGACUGAUGUAUCAGCACUUUUAGGAAGCCAGUCAGGGACAGCAUUUAUCCUGUCCCUCAGCCAGUGAAAGUGAG
Molecule: messenger RNA, 1454 nt
Organism: Megalops cyprinoides (Indo-Pacific tarpon)
Lineage: Eukaryota; Metazoa; Chordata; Actinopteri; Elopiformes; Megalopidae
Gene: neu3.1
Product: sialidase 3 (membrane sialidase), tandem duplicate 1
Exons: 3
Coding region: 140-1381 (413 amino acids)
Biological process (GO): oligosaccharide catabolic process; ganglioside catabolic process
Cellular component (GO): lysosome; cytoplasm; membrane
Molecular function (GO): exo-alpha-sialidase activity
Source: RefSeq, a predicted model, not a curated record